Messenger RNA from Oncorhynchus mykiss (rainbow trout), 2900 nucleotides. RefSeq names its product coiled-coil domain containing 83 (gene ccdc83). The record is from RefSeq and is a predicted model, not a curated record. NCBI's taxonomy places the organism in Eukaryota, Metazoa, Chordata, Actinopteri, Salmoniformes, Salmonidae.
ACUUGAAACGUUUGACCCAAGUUAAACAAUUUAAAGGCAAUGCUAUCAAAUACUAAUUGAGUGUGUGUAAACUUCUGACCUAAAUAAAAAAGUAAACAUGGGCAAUUAAUUACAUCAUUUUUUUCACAUGGUUGGGGUGCCAGAAUUUCAGAUAUCAAAAUGGUGUCAUGGGCCAAAGAAGUUUGGAUGGCAUGCAGUAAACCCCUGGGGCUUCCACAAAGUCAAAUUGGCAUAUCGUAACAAGUCAUGAAAACAAACAUUUGCUUUUUGGUCAUAAUUCAAGGUUAGGGUUAGCAGUGUGAUUACGGUUAGAGUUUAAAAUCACAUUUUAAGAAGAUAAAUUGUAGAAAUAUAAUGAGUUUGUGACUGUGGUACCUAGUGACGACCAACAUGCAGGAACGGCCCGAAUAGGCCCACAGUUCACUUUCUUGAAGCUGGGGGGCAAUGUUGAGUCGAUUUAGAAUAUGGGGUUUCCAUGGAAAUAGGGGAACGCUGACUUCUCGCUCAGCAGACAGUAAGGUGUCAAACAAACAAUCAUCAGCUCUUUUGUGAAGUUUUAGCUAGCCAACAUGGGUAAGAAGAAGUCAUCAGAUGAAGACAAAACUACGUUGGCGGAGGCCUUUAUCAAUUUUCAGCUCCAAGUUAAGAGAAAGGAAAUACAUGAGUGCCAGGAGGAGGUCAGUCAACUCGAGACAAAGAAGCAAAGAUACACAGAAUUGAGGGAGCAGUUGAAAGAGGAGCAGUUGGGGCACAUCAAGGUCUUGCGGAAGCAGGCUAAAGAACAGGAGAGUAAGCUGGAGCAGAGAGAGGUGGUCAACAAAGAGCAGGUGGAGCAAGCUCUGCAGCAGAACUUGGAGCUAGUCCGCAUCCAGGAGAAAGAACUGGCAGAGCUGCGCGCUGAAGUCAUCCGCCUGGAGGAGGAAGUGCUCGUCUUGCAGGCCGAGAGGCACAUCAGGCAGGAGUAUAAGAUGGCCGGAAGCCAAGAGCACCAGCAGCAGAUUCAGCACCUGGAGGCUGAGCUGGCUCAGAUGCAGAAGGGGUUUCAGGAGAUGGCAGACAACAUUCAGCGCUCUCUUGAUGUAACUUUCAAUGAAAUUGACAAGAAGACAGUGCAUCUCAUAGAUGACAAAAAACAACUGGCUACAGAGAGCGCCAUCAAACACCUUGACAAGCACAGCCGACAGGAGAUGAAAGAGAAUGAGUGGCUGAAGAGAGAGCUUGCUAUUUACACAAGAGAGGUAUCCAUUACAGCAUUGGCCGUCCAACAACUGGAGGAGGAGAAUCUUGAGCACAUGGGUCAACUGUUUGAGCGUCGCCUGGAGGACCUGCAAAUCUCUAGAAACGUCUUCCUGACUCAGGCGGCAGGCCUGGGACCCUCUGACUCCACAGUACAGGAGACCAUUAUGAAGAACGGGGUAAGCAGCAGCCCCGUACCUCCCCUCCACCCAGCAACAGAAGCAUGGCGGGCUCAAAAGCAGGCCAAAGAGUUGGAGAGGGAUGAAACAAGUGGCAGCUGCAGUGAGGCAGCCUACAGGCCAACAGAGGACCCCCUUCAGGACCUCAGUGUGCUUCUGUACGGCAGCCAGACCUACCUGCAGCAGGGAGACAUGCACCUGGGCCCUCUGGAGAUGAAGCUGCUGACCGUGGUGGGCCAGGCUCUUCCCCUGCACCCUGUGCCAUCCGAGACCCCUGGCUCCAAAGGCGGCUCCUCAGCUCCAGAGACGCUCCAGGCUCCCGAAGACUGGCCCCUCACUGCCCGCAUCAUCCACAAAAGGUUCAAGUAGCCAGGCCCAAGCACUAAUACACACACACACUUGUAAAUCUAGCAUUGGCCUCAUGUUGGGAUCAGAGACAUAUUACCAUUAAACCUGAAAUGAUACUACAAACUCAAGGGUCUAAGAAUAUAUUCUUAAGCAACAAUUGUGCCACAUGAUGCUUCACAGGUUUAAAGUAGCUCAGAGUAGAAGUAUUGAACUAGGUUCUGUCCAUAUAAAUCUUAUUUAUUAAGAUCUAUAAAACAGACUCACAUGUAACUGAUGUUAAAAUGUGGAUACAGACCCAGGUUAUAACCCGGGGGAAUUAGUGAUUCACUUGUCUUACUCUUCACCACAAACCUUUACCUCAUUUAUACCCAAAUGGGUAUAAUGCCCCCCCAACAAACUCAAGAUACUCAAAUCACCCACAAACAAAAGAUACUGUUGCAAAACACUUUAUUGAAAAACAAAAAAAAACAAUCUACCAAAUUCUGCAUACAUUUAUUUAUAUAUUUAAUAUAAACAAAAAUAUAAAUCUGCAGGUACAAUGCAGUUAAAAUGCUAAUUUGAUGAAUAGAAUAACCUUCAUGUUCUGACCAUCCUGCACAUGUCCCACCCACCCACAUGAUGGAAAGGAUCCAUUUUAUAUACACAAAGCACCGAUCAACAGUGCCUUAUUUCCCCCCCCCCUGCUCAACUGGAUCCUACUGCUCAUUUAACAUACUUUCUUUUUUUGAGUGAUCUUGUAUGGCUUAAUAGACCAAUAGAAUAGUCCCAAAACUGCUAACUCAGCCCUUCUGGCACUCUAGACAAGCUAGAGCAAACAAAGUAUUUAAAAGAUUUCAAGUAGUAUUUCAACCCAGAUCUGACACUUAGAGCUGACCAGUGACAUCCACAGCUCUUUCCCCUGCCUCCUGUGACCACCUCCUUUCCCCCAACCCCAAUGCUGGUCUAUGUAAAGAUGGCCUGAGCAUGAAGGACACUCUGCACAUUCAUUUUGGAAAGGCAGCCAUAGAAUUGUUCCAUGUAAAAUAAAUUACAUGCCAAGUGUAAAGCAUAAAAUGUGGAUCGUUCCCAACGCAAUGCCGGCAAAUCACAAAUGUAGUGCUUUGCUAGUGAGUGAAUGUUCCCUUAAGAGAAAAAAAA